Salmo salar (Atlantic salmon) is the source of this 5067-nucleotide messenger RNA. Lineage: Eukaryota; Metazoa; Chordata; Actinopteri; Salmoniformes; Salmonidae. The record is from RefSeq and is a predicted model, not a curated record.
AUGGCUUCACAGCAGGACCAGAAGCCAGUGGACAAACCAACUACAACCCUUGUCCAACAACCUAGACAGCAGAAGACUCCACAACAACAAGGCCAGCCUCCUCGGCCCCUAGCAACGACACUGAAAGCAGAGCCUUCGAAGCCUCAGCAACAGCUUCCAAAAGGUGGAGCCUCUAAUGCCAAAACUGUACCACCACCACAGUCCCAGCCCCCCAAGCAGGAGUCAGGAGGCUUCUUUGGCUUUCGUGGUGCUAAAUCUCAGCCUGCUCAGUCAAAGCCUGAAGAUUCUGUGUCUGGGAAGAUGUUUGGCUUUGGCACCUCUAUCUUUAGCUCUGCAUCUACUUUUAUCACCUCAGCUGUUCAGGAUGAGCCCCACACCACACCUCUAGCUUCCCCCAAGGUGUCUGCCCCUGUUGCACCUCAACAGAAGGAGACUCCCAGACCAGCUGGUCCCCAACAAGUGGCCCCUACAACAGCCUCACCCAAAAAGGAGUCAAUGCCUUCUGCUAUAUUGAAAGAGACCCCAGCACCAGGCUCAUCACAGAAGGAGCUGCUAAAGCAGCAUACACUCAAAAAACCGGUAAGCCCAGUUCCUACUCAGAAGGCUCCACUGGAGAAUCGGAGAACAUCAGAACCUCAUAAACCACCACAGCAGCUUAGCCCUGGGCGUAGGCAGAGUAGUGUCAUUCCAGCCACACAGCAACCCACUAAGGAGGAGUCAGGAGGCUUAUUUGGCUUUGCAGGUCCCAAAUCUCAGUCUGCCUCCUCAAAGCCUGAAGAGUCCGUGUCUGGGAAGAUGUUUGGCUUUGGCUCCUCCAUCUUCAGCUCUGCAUCCACUUUGAUAACCUCUGGUGUUCAGUAUGAGCCCCGCACCACACCGCCAGCUUCCCCCAAGAUGUCUGCACUGGCCCAGAUGUCUCCCAAGAUGCCCCCUGCAAAAGAGACUAACCCACCUGCUGCUCAAAAAAUAAAGCAACCCCAGCAGGUCAAGGUUCCCCCAUCAGUACAGGCCAAAGUGGACAAACCCCCAUCAGAGCCUCCACAGGUAGUAGCAUCCUCCCAUCGAGCUCCCAAAGCAGGCCAGUUCACCUGUCCACUUUGCAAGGUGGAAUUCAACAAGGGCUCUAAGGACCCUCCCAACUAUAAUACCUGCACGGAGUGCAAGAACACUGUCUGCAACCUCUGUGGAUUUAACCACAUGCCACAUGAAACAGUAAAGGAAUGGCUCUGUCUGACCUGCCAGAUGCAGAGAGCACUUGGAGCAAUGGAACCCCCAGGACCUCCCAUGAUGAAAUCCCAACCCUUGCCCAGCAUAGUCUCUACACCUGUUGCACUUCAAAAGGAGAAUGUCACACCUGCUGCAUCUCAAAAGCCGACCCCAGCUCCAGCUAAACCCCAGAAGGAGGAGAUCCCUGUACCUGCGGCUGGCCAAAAAGAGAUCACUACACCCAGUGUGCCUCAGGAGACACCAAUUCCCGCUGGUACCCCAGCACCAAAUGCAGACAAAAAGGAGGAGACCCCACCACUAGGAUCCACACAAAAUAAACAGGCUUCACCUGCUGUGGCUGAGAAGGAGAAUGAAGAACCUAGAAUUGUACAGAAACCAGUGGACCAACCAAUUCCAGCCACACCCAAAACCAGUGGAGCUGUUGCAACUGUACAGCAGCAAGAAAAGCAAACUCCUGCUACAAAGGCAUCACAACAAGUACAGCCCCAGCAAGCUCCAAUGCCAGACCUCGAAACUGCUCCCCUAAAGGAGCCAAUGACUCCUGCUUCAGAGAAAGAGAAGAAGAACCUAGCACCAGGGUCACCACAGAAGGAGGUAUUUCCGGCAGUGGCUUCACAGCAGGACAAAACGCCAGUGGACAAAUCAACUCCAACCCCUGUCCAACAUCCUCCACACCAAGAGACUCCACAACAACAAGAGCAACAACCUCAGCCUCUAGCAGGGAAACCGAAAGGAGAGCCCGGGAAGCCUCAACAACAGCUUCCAAAAGGUGGAGCCUCUCAUGCAAAAUCUGUACCACCACCACAGGCCCAGCCCACCAAGCAGGAGUCAGGAGGCUUCUUUGGCUUUGGUGGUGCUAAAUCUCAGCCUGCUCAGUCAAAGCCUGAAGACUCAGUGUCUGGGAAGAUGCUUGGCUUUGGCUCCUCUAUCUUCAGCUCGGCAUCCACUUUGAUCACCUCAGCUGUUCAGGAUGAGCACCGCACCACACCUCCAGCUUCCCCCAAGGUGUCUAUGACUCCUGCUUUAGUGAAAGAGACCCCAGCACCAGGCUCGUCACAGAAGAAGGAGGUAUCCCCGACAGUGGUUUGCCAGCAGGACCAGAAGUCAGUGGACAAACCGACUCCAACAGUAGUCCAACAACCUCCACAACAGAAGACUCUACAACAACAAGGACAGCCUCCGCAGCCCUCAGCAGAGGCUGCAAAAUCAGAGCCUGAUAUAUCAAUAAUUGAAGCUGCUAAAGCAGCAGACACUCAAAAUCCGGCAAGCCCAGUGCCUGCUCAGAAGGCUCCACUGGAGAACCGGAGAACAUCAGAACCUCAUAAACCACCACAGCAGCCCAUCCCUGGGCGUAGGGAGAGUAGUGCCUUCCCAGCCACAAAGCAACCCCCCAAGCAGGAAUCAGGAGGCUUAUUUGGCUUUGGAGGUCCCAAAUCUCAGUCUGCCUCCUCAAAGCCCGAAGAGUCAGUGUCUGGGAAGAUGUUUGGCUUUGGCUCUUCCAUUUUCAGCUCUGCCUCCACUUUGAUAACCUCAGUUGUUCAGGACGAGCCCCGCACCACACCGCCAGCUUCCCCCAAGAUAUCUGCACUGGCCCAGACCUCUCCCAAGAUGCCUCCUGCAAACGAGACAAAACUACCUGCUGCUCAGAAAGCAGAGGAGAAGAAAGCAGCGCAACCCCAGAAGGCCAAUAUCCCCCCAUCAGUACAUGCCAAAGUGGACAAACCCCCAUCAGCGCCUCCAAAGGGAGCAGCAUCCUCCCAACCAGCUCCCAAAGCAGGCCAAUCUACCUGUCCACUCUGCAAGGUGGAACUCAACAAGGGCUCCAAGGACCCUCCCAACUACAACACCUGCACAGAAUGCAAGAACACUGUCUGCAACCUCUGUGGAUUUAACCCCAUGCCACAUGAAACUGUAAAGGAAUGGCUCUGUCUGACCUGCCAGAUGCAGAGAGCACUUGGAGCAAUGGAACCCCCAGGACCUCCCAUGAUGAAAUCCCAACCCUUGCCCAGCAUAGUCUCUACACCUGUUGCACUUCAAAAGGAGAAUGUCACACCUGCUGCAUCUCAAAAGCCGACCCCAGCUCCAGCUAAACCCCAGAAGGAGGAGAUCCCUGUACCUGCGGCUGGCCAAAAAGAGAUCACUACACCCAGUGUGCCUCAGGAGACACCAAUUCCCGCUGGUACCCCAGCACCAAAUGCAGACAAAAAGGAGGAGACCCCACCACUAGGAUCCACACAAAAUAAACAGGCUUCACCUGCUGUGGCUGAGAAGGAGAAUGAAGAACCUAGAAUUGUACAGAAACCAGUGGACCAACCAAUUCCAGCCACACCCAAAACCAGUGGAGCUGUUGCAACUGUACAGCAGCAAGAAAAGCAAACUCCUGCUACAAAGGCAUCACAACAAGUACAGCCCCAGCAAGCUCCAAUGCCAGACCUCGAAACUGCUCCCCUAAAGGAGCCAAUGACUCCUGCUUCAGAGAAAGAGAAGAAGAACCUAGCACCAGGGUCACCACAGAAGGAGGUAUUUCCGGCAGUGGCUUCACAGCAGGACAAAACGCCAGUGGACAAAUCAACUCCAACCCCUGUCCAACAUCCUCCACACCAAGAGACUCCACAACAACAAGAGCAACAACCUCAGCCUCUAGCAGGGACACCGAAAGGAGAGCCCGGGAAGCCUCAACAACAGCUUCCAAAAGGUGGAGCCUCUCAUGCAAAAUCUGUACCACCACCACAGGCCCAGCCCACCAAGCAGGAGUCAGGAGGCUUCUUUGGCUUUGGUGGUGCUAAAUCUCAGCCUGCUCAGUCAAAGCCUGAAGACUCAGUGUCUGGGAAGAUGCUUGGCUUUGGCUCCUCUAUCUUCAGCUCGGCAUCCACUUUGAUCACCUCAGCUGUUCAGGAUGAGCACCGCACCACACCUCCAGCUUCCCCCAAGGUGUCUAUGACUCCUGCUUUAGUGAAAGAGACCCCAGCACCAGGCUCGUCACAGAAGAAGGAGGUAUCCCCGACAGUGGUUUGCCAGCAGGACCAGAAGUCAGUGGACAAACCGACUCCAACAGUAGUCCAACAACCUCCACAACAGAAGACUCUACAACAACAAGGACAGCCUCCGCAGCCCUCAGCAGAGGCUGCAAAAUCAGAGCCUGAUAUAUCAAUAAUUGAAGCUGCUAAAGCAGCAGACACUCAAAAUCCGGCAAGCCCAGUGCCUGCUCAGAAGGCUCCACUGGAGAACCGGAGAACAUCAGAACCUCAUAAACCACCACAGCAGCCCAUCCCUGGGCGUAGGGAGAGUAGUGCCUUCCCAGCCACAAAGCAACCCCCCAAGCAGGAAUCAGGAGGCUUAUUUGGCUUUGGAGGUCCCAAAUCUCAGUCUGCCUCCUCAAAGCCCGAAGAGUCACUGUCUGGGAAGAUGUUUGGCUUUGGCUCUUCCAUUUUCAGCUCUGCCUCCACUUUGAUAACCUCAGUUGUUCAGGACGAGCCCCGCACCACACCGCCAGCUUCCCCCAAGAUAUCUGCACUGGCCCAGACCUCUCCCAAGAUGCCUCCUGCAAACGAGACAAAACUACCUGCUGCUCAGAAAGCAGAGGAGAAGAAAGCAGCGCAACCCCAGAAGGCCAAUAUCCCCCAUCAGUACAUGCCAAAGUGGACAAACCCCCAUCAGCGCCUCCAAAGGGAGCAGCAUCCUCCCAACCAGCUCCCAAAGCAGGCCAAUCUACCUGUCCACUCUGCAAGGUGGAACUCAACAAGGGCUCCAAGGACCCUCCCAACUACAACACCUGCACAGAAUGCAAGAACACUGUCUGCAACCUCUGUGGAUUUAACCCCAUGCCACAUGAAACUGUAA